AGCUAAAUAACGUGUUCAUUUGUGUCAAUGCAAGUCUACAUACACAUGCAUGCACGCGUUCAUAGGUAUGCGCCCUCUUCAUCUUCCCUGUGCCACCAUGUCUGCAGGUCAUGUGAUGUCCAGAUGGCACGUUCAAGCGGGGCAGCCAAUGAAAAACUUUCCUUUUGUCCAAACACUCCCAUAGCGAGCUUCCCGUCUGCAUUUUGCUCGUGCUGGCUGUAUCUUUAAUUACAUCUAAGACUAUUUUUAAAUGCACAUCCACCCUCCGGCAACGGCUGCUCCCGUCUACCUGUCUUGUUUCCUUUAAUCCCUAUCAUUAGAUCUCUAACGUUCCCCGACAAGGCGCCUUAUUUUCUGCUGUCUUUGCUAAGAUGCAUCCUCCUUGUGGUUGCUUUGUUGUCACAUCUCCUGCCUGUCAUCCACAUGCACUUACUUCAGCUGUAUCGCAGCGCUGCUUGGACCUGACAGGAAGCACAAAUGAACGUUUCAUGUAUCAGUUUGCUGGGACUAUAUUUUGAUGUCACGAGUGCCUCUGUAGUUAUCAGCAGUGAGCAGAUGUGUACACAGCACAUACGACAGGACUGCGAGGGUGUAAAGUAGCGGUGUAUGUUAAAUGCUCAGAUGGUUACAAUGUUUCCUGCACCCCUAGUAAUACACAAAUCCACAUUACUCCAGCUCUUCUACUCCAUUCCUCCUUCCCAUCUCUGUUUCCUCUCUCCUUGCUUUGUUCCCUCCCCUCCUCUGUAUCUUCCAAUGACUCACACGCUCCCCCUCCCCCCCGUGUGUCAUACGUUUUCACCCCUUCUCCUCCCACCUCCCCUUCCCGCUAUCGCUCCUUCUCAUUCGCCCACAUUCGCUCACUUUCUCCACCAGGCUUCAAACAAGCUGCAGGUAACGUUUAAAAAGAUUGAUCUGUUUCUUCGGUCCCUCCAUCCCUCUCAUCCCGCUCCCCUCCCCCAUCUCCUCAUCGCUACCUGCUCUGUCUUUUGCGUCUCAUCUCUCAGUUGGUCCGUGCUCUCUGUCACUGACUGAAACAGGCGAGAAAUUGAGCUGGUUUGUGGUCUGGAACAGGUUGACAGAUUUUUAAGUAGGAUGUCUAUAGUGAAUAUUGUUGCCAGGGAGAUCUUGGACUCCAGGGGAAACCCCACUGUGGAAGUAGAUCUCCAUACAGACAAAGGUCUUUUCAGGGCUGCUGUUCCCAGUGGUGCCUCCACAGGCAUCUACGAGGCUCUGGAGCUCCGAGAUGGCGACAAGACUCGCUACAAGGGCAAAGGUGUGACAAAGGCUGUUGCUCACAUUAAUGACACCCUUGGACCCGCCCUCAUCCAGUCUGGAAUCAGUGUGCUGGAGCAGGAGAAGCUGGACAAUGUGAUGAUUGAAAUGGACGGCACUGACAACAAAUCUAAGUUUGGUGCCAACUCUAUUCUGGGAGUAUCGCUGGCCAUAUGCAAAGCUGGCGCAGCAGAGAAAGGUGUCCCCCUGUACCGUCACAUUGCUGACCUGGCAGGAAACGGAGAGCUGGUCCUCCCUGUUCCUGCUUUUAAUGUGAUCAAUGGAGGCUCUCACGCUGGGAACAGGCUGGCCAUGCAGGAAUUCAUGGUUCUUCCAGUGGGUGCCGAGUCUUUCCGUGAUGCUCUGCGUGUGGGGGCGGAGCUCUACCAGACGCUGAGAAGUGUCAUCAAGGAGAAAUAUGGUCAGGAUGCUACAAAUGUGGGUGAUGAAGGAGGGUUUGCCCCUAACAUACAGGAGAACAGUGAAGCUCUGGAGCUGAUAAAGACAGCCAUAGAGAAGGCGGGCUUCACAGAUAAGGUGGUGAUAGGGAUGGAUGUUGCUGCUUCAGAGUUCUUCAGCGAGGGCAAAUAUGACCUGGACUUUAAGUCUCCACCAAACGCUGCCCGCAAUAUCACAGCUGAUGAGCUGGCCGCCAUCUACCAGGGGUUCAUUAAUAACUACCCAGUGGUGUCUAUUGAAGAUCCUUUUGACCAGGAUGACUGGCCCGCUUGGUCCCAGUUCACAGCCUCAGUGGGUAUCCAGGUUGUUGGAGAUGAUCUGACGGUCACCAACCCACGAAGAAUACAACGAGCUGUGGAGGAAAAAGCCUGCAACUGUCUGCUCCUCAAAGUCAACCAGAUUGGGUCUGUUACAGAGGCCAUCAAAGCGUGCAAGCUGGCACAGGAGAACGGCUGGGGCGUGAUGGUGAGCCACCGCUCAGGAGAGACAGAGGACACUUUUAUAGCUGACCUGGUGGUUGGUCUCUGCACUGGACAGAUCAAAACUGGAGCUCCAUGUCGAUCUGAACGCCUGGCCAAAUACAAUCAGCUCAUGAGGAUUGAGGAAGAGCUGGGCGAUCAGGCUCGCUUUGCUGGACACAACUUCCGCAACCCCAGCGCCAUUUAGGGAGGGGGGUGCCGGUGUUCUUAGCAGACAAAAUGAGAGAGAACAAAAAAAAACACGCAUACAUAUAUAUAGUGUCAUAUUUCCCUGAUUAGUUCUAUGUGGUGAGAGGUUUACGUGUAUCAGCAAAGCACUAAACACACAAAGAUGAACUUAAAAGCAUCAAAACGAAUUAGUUUUCACAUUAUAGCUACAAUAUAUCGAUCUAACACUUCAGUGAGUGAUAGAGAUGAUUGCCUACAGCCAGCCUCCACGAAUCCUAACAAAGCCUGGUGGAGGAAAAAAAAAUCUACUGAACUACUGAGUCACACUCCCCUUCACGGGCUUGUUAGUUUCUCUCACUUUCCUGAACCCCCUGACUCUCUCCUUUUCACUUGCUGCAGAAGUGUUUUGAUCUUUUUUGUGCCCUGUUGUUUCCUCCUCUUCCUCCUCCUCCUUCUCCUCCUCCUGUUUAACAGCUUGCUGCAAAGUUGUGUCUGCUACUUUGUCUGUUCAAAGUGAAGCUUAAUAAAGAGAUGGAUAUAUGUUAACUCGAA
Oreochromis aureus is the source of this 2930-nucleotide messenger RNA. Its product is annotated as gamma-enolase. Lineage: Eukaryota; Metazoa; Chordata; Actinopteri; Cichliformes; Cichlidae. Gene Ontology annotation, biological process: glycolytic process. Gene Ontology annotation, molecular function: phosphopyruvate hydratase activity; magnesium ion binding. The record is from RefSeq and is a predicted model, not a curated record. The transcript has 13 exons. The coding region runs from base 1093 to 2397 and encodes 434 amino acids. Gene Ontology annotation, cellular component: phosphopyruvate hydratase complex.